CAUGGCGACGCUUCCGUCGAACAAACGCUGUUGCUAAGCGAUGCUCGUAAACUUUAACUUAGAAAGACGAUCCCGAAGCUACCCGCAGCUCCAUUCACUUGCGUUCAGUCCAGUUCCAUAGUUUUGUUCCCGUUAUGACCGAGCAGACAGCCGCUGUGGGACAUAAAGUUGGAAAACCGAUGUUGCAUAACUGGGUCGAAGAGAGAGCCAUUGCAGAUCUCCAUACAGAGGACCCAAAGACACACAAGCACAUACAUGGCCACAAGGGGAUUCUCACAAUAGACCUGGAGUCCAAGAUGGAGUCUGUGACUACGCUGAAAGCAGCUUAUGUUGCUCCAAAGACUCCAGUGGGGAAGUUACAGGGCAUCAGAGGCGAGCUGCUUAAAAAACACACUGCCCAGAUGAUAAGUGAGAAGAUUCAUGCUGAUCUGAACCCACUGACUCCCAAAACGGAGUACUGCUCCACAACCCAGAAGGAUUUCUGUGUGGAGGGAUUUGUGCCUCAUAAACCUGAAACAACACGUGUUCAUGACUACAAAACUGACCAGGCCAUCACAUUCUGGAGUGAAAACUGCCAGCAGAUACAGGGUGUGACUGCCGCCCGGAGCUCGAAGGGACCCUUCAGGAAGUCGGCUCUGUUCAGCACGCCCAUCACCGAGCGGCUGGAUGAAAUUGAUCUCCCACCUGACAAUUGAGGCACUACACCAGUGUGCUGUUCUGCCACUUUUUUUUAAUGAUUUUUUUAUUAAAAUGGUAAUCCAUUUUAAAGGUUAAGUUUAGUUCUUAGCGAUAGUGGCACCGCAAAGGAUUUAUCUAUUCUUUAAGGCUAUUCUUUUUUUUGUUAUUAUUGGCACUCAUGUUGGUUAAGUGAACUGCCAUCGCCAAAACAGCAGUUAGAGCUGCACAAGGCUCACUGUGUGUACUGGACAUCAUAAAUCCUAUGCAACAGCUGGGAGACCAGCAUAUAUUCUGUGUACCCGACUGUCAGUGUAUUGACAACAAAACUGACUUGGAUGAGAUGAAUCAGCAGUCAGUGUUUGAAAAGAUGCUACCUAGAUGCUGAGUACCAUGACCGCAGCUGUAUUUACAUCUGCACCAUGAGCACGUCACAGGAAUGGGAGGAAAGAAGGAUGUUUUGAGUGUGGAAGUGGACCCGUGGGAUGUCAUUAUUUUCUUAUUACUGAGAAAGUAUCUCCGUGCCAUCAGUGGAAGAAACUCCAAGCUGCCGGGCAUGACAGAUUAACUCAUUCUCAGUAAUAUGCAUUAAUCUGCCAAUCAGAUUUAAUCAUUUCAGAUUGUCCCUGCCCACUUUUUCCCCAGGUAACAACAACAAAUUGACUGGAGGGUUUUUGAGAUGCUAAAGAUGGCCCCUGGCUGCAAGGAGUGAAUUACUUCUAAUCAGCCAAUCGUAUUGCGUCACUUAGCAUAUGAAACGGUUCAUAACUGUCUGAGAAGCCAGUGUUUUCAAAGUGUGCACAUAUAUCCAAAGGAAAAUUUGUUGUGUACACCUAGCGCUGCGUUGGACCCUUUUUGACUCCAGAACUGCCUUAGAGUAAUUCUUCUUCAUGAAGAUUUUGGUCCACGUUGAUGUGAUUUGUUGGCUCCCACAUCUCAAAGGUGCUCUGAUGGAUUGAGAGCUGGUGAGAAACCAGAACCUUCUCAAGCAAAGUCUAAGAAUAUCUGUAAUAAAUAAACCUUUCACCCUG
This is a messenger RNA of Haplochromis burtoni (Burton's mouthbrooder), 1706 nucleotides long. It is a transcript of the gene spag8, whose product is annotated as sperm associated antigen 8. The transcript is spliced from 6 exons. The record is from RefSeq and is a predicted model, not a curated record. Bases 135 to 695 code for a protein of 186 amino acids. Gene Ontology annotation, cellular component: cytoplasm; nucleus. Gene Ontology annotation, biological process: positive regulation of transcription by RNA polymerase II. Lineage: Eukaryota; Metazoa; Chordata; Actinopteri; Cichliformes; Cichlidae. Gene Ontology annotation, molecular function: microtubule binding.